Penicilliopsis zonata CBS 506.65 is the source of this 580-nucleotide messenger RNA. RefSeq lists its product as hypothetical. Bases 17 to 202 code for a protein of 61 amino acids. NCBI's taxonomy places the organism in Eukaryota, Fungi, Ascomycota, Eurotiomycetes, Eurotiales, Aspergillaceae. The record is from RefSeq and is a predicted model, not a curated record. The transcript has a single exon.
CUUGGCCAAGGAUGACAUGGGUAUGAAGCAAUCCCACUUCCUUUAUGGCCCCGUAGUUACAUGGAAGGCUGCCAAGGACUCUCCAACCAGGCUAUUGUGGAGUAGACAAAUCCUUCUCGUCGCCUGCCCAUCAGACAAUGGUGGAAUGACUGUCUGCCUGUGUCUGUCUUGUCUUUGUCGGCUUCCCGAGACUGUGGUUUGACUACUGACGCCGAGAGUGCCCGGAUGAGGCGAUUGAUUGCCUUGGCCUCGUCUGACGAGGUGAUCAUCUCUUGAUUGCAACGGCUGGACUUCGCUUCCAAAAUGAGAUUGGCAAGAUGGAGUCACUGGCAAAGAUGCCGGUCCACUGGGAGACCUGUGCUUUGAACGCUUCAGUCGUAGUGAUGACUGAGCUAAAUUUUUCCGAACCCACUUCGCGAGCUAUCAGCCAGAACUAGGCCCAUGGCCCCAUAACACAUCAUCUCUCGCGCCACACCGCGAAGGUUGUUCACCAGGAAAUUGUCUCCAGAAACUUGGCACUUUUCCAAGGCUGCCACCGUCUCUUUCCCCAAGCCCCAGGUAUUCGCGAAGGAAUCUUGGC